Messenger RNA from Strongylocentrotus purpuratus (purple sea urchin), 827 nucleotides. RefSeq names its product flavin reductase (NADPH). Lineage: Eukaryota; Metazoa; Echinodermata; Echinoidea; Camarodonta; Strongylocentrotidae. Bases 228 to 827 code for a protein of 199 amino acids. The transcript has 5 exons. The record is from RefSeq and is a predicted model, not a curated record.
CAGAGAUAGACAAGUACAUGCUGGUGCGGCCAUUUCGUUUGUUCGAAUAAGUUUGACUACAAAGUAGAUUGCUGCAAUGCUUUUGCUGACCAGAGGGCAAACCUCCACAAAGCCAAGAUGCGACAGAAGACAACCUGCCUUUCCAGCUAAAGUAGAAUCUCUUCAAUAAGACCUUGGCCAUUUUGGGCGCCACAGGUGCGACAGGACAAUGUCUGCUCCGUCAAGCCAUGGAGGCCGGCCACCAGAUCGUCGCCGUGGUCAGGGAUCCCGACAAGUUACGUGACAUUGACCAGAACGUCGACGACUUCAAUUUGAAGGUUGUAAAGGGUGACAUAUAUUCUUCGGAGAGUCUUCAGCCAAUCUUCGAAGGUUGCGAUGCCGUCCUGUCGUGUUUGGGUGCUCAAACUUUAUUCUCCACUGUCACUCUCUACUCCGAAUCCUGCAAAACCAUUGUGGCUGCCAUGAGACUAGCCAAAGUGAAGAGAUUCGUCUUUAUAUCAUCCUGGUAUACGAAAGUCGAUCCAGACGACGACCCCGGUUUCGUUGCUCGAUGGAUGAUCCGUCCAAUGCUGAAAAAGAUUUUGACUGAUAUGCUCACCAUGGAAACCUACAUCGAGAAAGAAUGCCAAGACAUUGACUACACAUCCGUGAGACCAGCGCAACUAAGUAACAAAAAGAGUAAAGGUCAAGCAUUUGUGGUAGAGGAGCGACAGUUCGUGGAUGCAGGCACAUCCAUCCCAAGAGCCGAUGUCGCAAGAUUCAUGUUGCAAGAUUCAUGUUGCAGUGCGUCGAUGACGAGAAGCACUACAAGAAACUACUUGCAAUAG